AUGUUAACGAAAAAAGAAAUUGAACAAUUAAUUAAUAAAAAAAAUUCAUCAUUGAGAAUUAUCAAACCAACAGUAACACCAAAAUCUUCAGCUGUUUGGAAUAGUUUUAGUCAUAUUUAUGUUAACGAUAUCAAACAGGAAUAUGUUAUUUGCAAUCAAUGUGAAGAAUUACUUAUUUAUAAACCAUCCUUUGGCACUAAUUCCUUAUCUAAACAUGCUAGUAGCUGUCAAAAGAUCAAAACGACAGUUUCUCAUAAUCAAACAACUAUCAAUCAAUUUUAUGCAUCUUCAAAAAAUGAACCUGCUAUUCCAGAUCGAAUAAAGCAGGAAAUCAAAAUUGCUUGUGUUGAAUUUGCAGCACUUGAUUCUCGAUCAUUUAAAACAAUUCAUGGAAUAGGCUUUGAAAAUCUUGCACAAAAAAUUUUCGAUGCCGGCAAAUAUUUACCUAUAUCUAAAGGUAUUAAUGUUGAAAAACUACUUCCACAUCCAACGACAGUUAGCCGUGAAGUUAAUAAAUUAUAUAAUCAAAAGCAUCAGCAAUUAGUUUCAAUUUGUGAAAAAAUGCUUGAAUAUAGUGUUGUUGUUGAUUUUUGGAAGGAUAUCCAUACGGAUUCGUUGGAAUAA
Messenger RNA from Rotaria sp. Silwood1, 624 nucleotides. The record is from the annotation of a GenBank genome assembly. NCBI's taxonomy places the organism in Eukaryota, Metazoa, Rotifera, Eurotatoria, Philodinida, Philodinidae.